Fraxinus pennsylvanica is the source of this 342-nucleotide messenger RNA. Lineage: Eukaryota; Viridiplantae; Streptophyta; Magnoliopsida; Lamiales; Oleaceae. The record is from the annotation of a GenBank genome assembly.
AUGGAGAAAGAUAGGAAGAGGAAGCGGAAGAGAGUGGAGAAUAAUAGGCAGGUUAAAGAAAAAGGAGCGGUGGAGGUCCUGGAGGAAAAGGAAGUUGCGGUGGCGCCGCCUCCCACGGAGGCGGAGGUGGAUGAGUUUUUUGCCAUUCUAAAGAGGAUGCGCGUUGCCAUCAGGUACUUUGAGAAUACUUCUGCUAGGAAUAAUUCAUCUCACAGUAGUGGCCAGGAACAGAAGCUAGCGGCGUCAGUGGAAGAAGUUAACGGCGAUAAGGUUGGUGAAAAGAAUGUGAAAAAUGGUGGUAUAGAUUUAAACACUAUUCCCGAACCCGAAAAUAAUAUAUAA